GUUCAGUUUUUCCAUCCGACAUCUUCAACACGUUGGGUAAUCAGGCAGAAUAUGAGGCCUCCAAUGAAGGAAGCCCCUCGGGGGGUAAGCGAUCGACUGGUAGACGGACAAGAGCGGGCAGCUUAGCAACAUCUGUAAGCUCGUCUAAUAUGUGACGUACACCUACGAGAUUCAAGAGAAAAAGGGACGAUGAUGAAGAGGAAGAGGAUGAGCAAAAUGAUUUGUCGAGCAAAAAGCAGCAUUGGCUCUGUCUCUACGAUGUGAGGUAUCAGCGAUUGGUCUCCGGGGCUUGCCGAACGCCGACCAAUUUUAGGUCGUUUAGCGAUUUAAGGAAACAUCUACGUGAGAGACACACCCGCAAUCGCAACACUCGGGAUGGGGACGUGCGCAAACAUCCCGAGCUGUACAUGUCCGACAAGCAAGAGAUGGACAUUAUCACAGUUGCGAAAACCGCCAACUUGCAGAGACCCAAGACAGGCACCGAAACAUCGUUUGAAAAGCACCAAGGAUCAUUCCACGCAGUCUGGGGCAUUCUAUUCCAAAACGCUGGCCCCGCUCCAGAAUCCCCAUUUUGCGAAGACUUCAAAAGUGGAGAGCCAGGAAUGCUUUCCGACUCCAUUUUCUCCUCUUGGUCCGAUCGAGCUUUCAAACGCGGCGAGAUCUCCGAUCCGGCUGACUUUCAGGCAAGCCGCAAAGAUUUCAACGAGAUGGCGCAAGAAUUACUCGCAACCUUCAGAGACCACAGGCCGAAUUUUGUGGGUAGCUCCCAACCCUUACCGUCUGACAGCAUGACGAGCAAUCAGCGGUUCGGCUCUUCAGGUGCCGCUGCAGAGACACCAGAGCGGAAAUUUUUACAAUCACCAGGGCUGACACCGAACUGGUCCCCUUUUGGUGAUGAACACCCGCGGAGAGUAAGCUUCGACUCACCUGUGCUGGUCUCGGAUGAUCCAGUUGUCCAGCCGGGCUCAGCUGCUGCUGAUAUGAUCAGAUGGCGGACGACAGUUAGCCAGGAACUUCGACAAUACCCCGAGUUUCCAGUGCGUCUGCCGAUCACGGAGGCAUCAACACCGAUGGCGCCGGUGCCCAGUGUCCGGGAUCCCGCUGAAGCUUUCGCCGAGUUCGAUGACUUCCUGCGCGCUGGCAAUUUUUAUACAUCAGGAGAGACCCAGUCGUCUCAAACUCUAGAUGCACCAUUAGAUCAGGUUCCUCUGGUAUCUACUAUGGAUCCGAUGAUUGCCUCGGACGGUACCCCAGGGGUUGGUGUAGACGACCCGUUGAACUAUCUCCAGUGGGAUGAUGGAGGUAUCUCCGCGAGCACGUCAGCUACGUUGCACCCUAUGCACUUUAGCCCACAAUACCAAGAUAUCGAGGAAUCAUGGUAAUACUCUUUUGUCAAUGGGCACACAUGGGGGAAAUGGUGUUAGGAUAGGGGGCCUGGACAGGAAUCAAUCAAUGAGCGUCUUUUAUAGAAAUCAGAGCUCACUGGCGCUUUCUACUCACAACCGCACGAAAAUCCGAUAAGCCUUAUUGAGUCAACCAUGAUAAUGCCCGUCAUCGUUGCCACCAUCAAGGUCAGGAGGGAGUUUGUCACGUAACUCCUGGGUAGUUCAGGGGGGCAGAGGGGUGGCUUGAGCAUGUAAGAGACAAACGUGGGAUACUUGUCUUCCCUUCUCCGUAGAGUAACUCUGUCAUAAUGAAAGAUGCCCUCAAG
Molecule: messenger RNA, 1711 nt
Organism: Colletotrichum phormii
Lineage: Eukaryota; Fungi; Ascomycota; Sordariomycetes; Glomerellales; Glomerellaceae
Exons: 3
Coding region: 408-1382 (324 amino acids)
Source: RefSeq, a predicted model, not a curated record